Messenger RNA from Carassius gibelio (silver crucian carp), 1015 nucleotides. RefSeq names its product brain-specific homeobox protein homolog. NCBI's taxonomy places the organism in Eukaryota, Metazoa, Chordata, Actinopteri, Cypriniformes, Cyprinidae. Gene Ontology annotation, biological process: regulation of DNA-templated transcription. Bases 180 to 863 code for a protein of 227 amino acids. The transcript is spliced from 3 exons. The record is from RefSeq and is a predicted model, not a curated record. Gene Ontology annotation, molecular function: DNA binding; DNA-binding transcription factor activity, RNA polymerase II-specific.
UUGCUGCUGUCAGUCUCGAUCCAAAUAAAUAGUAUUGUACCUGUACCAGCGUGCACAGGUUGCCAACGAGUCUACGUUCCAGCUUUUAAGGUCCUGAAGACUGGGACCAACUGAGUGAUUCUGUUUGCGACACAGGCAUCAAAAGCCCCACGGACUGUCCCUGUUUUUUAAGUUUUGAGAUGAAUCUGAACUACAUUUCUCCGGUCCCUCAGAUGCCGGCUCAAAGGUCAACGUCUUUCUUCAUUGAAGAUAUUUUACUACAUAAACCUAAACCUUUACGAGAGGUGUUUCCCUCGCCCUUUUCAAACUCUCUUGCCUCCCGGAUGCCUCUUAUAGAGUAUGGAUAUCCACUCAUGCCUACACCGAUACUGGCUCAUCAUCCGCAUCAUCCGCUACACAAACCCGAACACCAUCCAUACUUUUUCACCUCCGGAAUGCAGAUGCCUGCGUUAUUUCAGCAUCACCCCGAUUUACCAGGGAAGCACUGCAGACGCAGAAAGGCCAGAACAGUGUUCUCAGACUCACAGUUAUCCGGACUGGAGAAAAGGUUCGAGAUCCAGAGAUAUCUGUCCACACCUGAGCGCGUGGAGCUGGCUACUGCGCUCAGUCUAUCGGAAACACAGGUAAAGACGUGGUUUCAGAACCGGAGGAUGAAGCAUAAAAAGCAACUGAGGAAAACACAAGACGAUCAGAAAAACCCAAAUGAUGCAGACAGAUCGCUGGAGAACACGAGCGAGAGCGAAAUGCACGAGAAAAGUACAGACGGUAAAAACGGCAUGAGCCCGGACAGAUACACGCUGGACGACAAUGAAGAUGAUGUCGAUAUUGAAGAUGACAUUUGCUCUCCUGAACAUUUACUCUAGUAUCAUCACCCCAUGAACAAUUAUUUUUUAUUUUUUUUUAUUUUUUUGCGAGAGAGCAUUGGUCUACUGUUAUACUGUUCAGGCGCUUAAGAAAAUUCUGGACAGCUGAAGGACUUUAAAUGACACGUGUCUAUUCCACAUUAUUAUUAAUA